This is a messenger RNA of Condylura cristata (star-nosed mole), 4259 nucleotides long. RefSeq names its product EPS8-like 2 (gene EPS8L2). Gene Ontology annotation, cellular component: vesicle; ruffle membrane; plasma membrane. The transcript has 18 exons. The coding region runs from base 1122 to 3623 and encodes 833 amino acids. The record is from RefSeq and is a predicted model, not a curated record. Gene Ontology annotation, biological process: positive regulation of ruffle assembly; regulation of Rho protein signal transduction; Rho protein signal transduction. Gene Ontology annotation, molecular function: actin binding. Lineage: Eukaryota; Metazoa; Chordata; Mammalia; Eulipotyphla; Talpidae.
GGGCCAGAGUGAGGCGGCCCAGGGGACUGAGGGGUCUCCGACGGGGAUGAGGGCCACUGUGUCCUGCAGAUGGGCCUCAGCCAGCUCGCCCGCCUCCCCGGGGGGCCGUUGGGGACGCUGCUCUGCUUGGCUGUGGCCUCGGGCCCCACCAGUCGUCUUUGUUCUGGGGGGGACUGUCUGGACGGCUGGGUGCCCCCGACUGCUACUCACCUAGAGGUGGGGGUGCAGCUUCGUCGCCUGAAGCCUGCCUCGGCUCCAGGAGGGUCCUCGAAGCCACAAAGCCGUCCUGUUUCUGCCCGAGGAGUGGCGGGACUCCGAGUGUGACGCAGGGCCGUGCCCUGGUCCCCUCCCUGGUGCGGGGCUUCGCGGGCCGGGUGUCAGCGUGUGGGCAGAGGGCGGCCCCGUCACUGAGGGCUGGGGAGGGCUUGGCUGCAGGUGCUGGCCACGGGGCACUCUGCCCAGCGCCACCGCUCCUGUGACCCACUGAGCUGUUUCCUUGGUUGCUCCGUGGGAAUCGAGGCGAGCGGCGUGGGCAGGAAAGAGCCACUUACUUGGGGGCCGAAGUUCAGGGGCCUGGCGUGGGGGGAGGACUGUGGCCGUGCGCCAGGCCUCCGUCUCUCCCGCAGAGGGGUGCGGCUCUCCCCCAGAAGGGCCACAGCACAGCCUGCGCUUGGCAGUGAGGAGCGGCGCCUGACCUCGCAGCCCGCUGCCCAGCGGCCAGCCGGCUCAAGGACGCCCGGACAGCAGGGCGCUGUUCGUCUCCCGCUUCUGUGGUCACCCCCACGCAGCCGCCAUGGCGGUCCUGGCUCCCGGCGUCCUCGGGGUGUCGCGUGUGGGUGCCCGUGCAGGGUGCCAGGUUCCAGCGUUGUCUGCUGCGGGCUGGUGGGCUGGUUACAGCCAGCCCUGCCCAGCCUGGGGGGACCCCGGCCUCCCGGCCUCCUUCCCCCUGCCCCACUCCCCACCGCCCGUUUCGGGGUUUCCUUAGGGCCUGGCCUGGCCUGCAGGUGGCAACACCGGGCUGUGCUGGGUCCAACUGCGCUGGCAGUGGGCUGCUGUGCAGCCUGGACAGCUGGGGCCGCGGGGCCCGGGUUUCUUUCAGAGUGGAGCGCUCAUGUCCAGACAUGGACGACGACAGCCUGGACGAGCUUAUGGACCGAAGCCCAGGGCCGGGUGUGCCCCCACCGCUCAUCCCGGCUGCCCUGGCCGGAGAUGCUGGCGGCGGCUCUGAGGAGGACUCGGGCAGCGAGUGCAGCGCCAGCAGCGACGGGGACGCGGAGGACGGCUCCCUGGACGGCGGAUCCGGUGAGCGGCCCGAGCGGCCUCCCUGCUGGGCCCCUGUUGCUGCGGCGGCCUGUGCCGGCUGUCGGCCCAGCGUCCUUCACCUCCUGGCCAGUGUGCUGUGGGCGGCGGGCGACGCGCCCCUGCGAGCGCGGCCGGGAGUCCAGGGCGCCUGGCGGGGCUGUGAGCACCUGAGCCCCGGGCAGUCCUCGCCUGGCCGACGGUCACCCCGGAACCUCGGGCUCAAGCGCCAACUGGGCUGGGGGCUGCGGCGGGGCCAGACAGAGCCUCGAGGCCAAUGGCCGCGGAGCCCUCGGGCAGCACCAGAGCCGCCUGAGGCGGGGCUGUGUGGCACAGGCGUGGUGGCCCCAAGGUCCACAGCACUGGCCCCGGGAGGCGACCCCGCAGCCCAGGGCCAUCUCCGCAAGCGGGCUCGGGGUCAACGCCACGCCCUCCGGGGCACCUGCGUCCGCGGGGCCUCGGGAAGGGCGCCGGGCCGGCAGUGGCCAGACCUCCCCGGCAUCGGGCUCAGCCCCCUCGUGUCCCCGAGCGAGUGUCCGAAAGGCAAGGCUGGUGCUGCAGACGUGGCAGAACCUUCUGGAAGGCCGGCAGAGGGCUCAGGGGUGGUGUGGACCGCGGCACUGGGCAGCCCCUGGCCCUCGCAGCCUCAGCCCCGAGGCAGGAAGCGGGCCGAGGGCCAGAGGGGACCUCGGGCAGCCCGGAACAUGGAUGGGGGCGGCUUGGCCGGCCCCUGGGACAGGGAGCAUGAGGCGCCCCAGCUUCCAGCAGCAGCCCCAGAGCCGCGGAGGGCGCCUGGGUCUCUGCCCCCCAAAGAGACCCAGCAGCCCUGCCAGCCUCGCGGGGCCUGGUCUGCCGUGCGUCUCCUGCCGGCCCAGCUGAUGCGGGCCCAGGAGGCCGGACGCUCCUCCCACUCCAGGGGCCACCGGGAGAAGAUCCAGCAGCGCCAGUCGGUCCUACCCCCACCCCAGGGCCCGGCCCCCAUCCCCUUCCAGCGCCGCAGCAGCGGGGAGUCCUCCCCUCCCAAGAACCGCGUAGGCCCCCCCGUGCCACUCAGCGAGGCAGGUUCCCGCCAUCGGGAGUCUCAGGAAGAGGAGCCGCGGGCGCUGCUGGCACAGAAGAUAGAGAAGGAGACGCAAAUCCUCAACUGCACACUGGACGACAUCGAGUGGUUCGUGGCCCGGCUGCAGAAGGCGGCAGAGGCCUUCAAGCAGCUGAACCAGCGCAAGAAGGGCAAGAAAAAGGGAAAGAAGGGGCCGGCAGAGGGCGUCCUCACGCUGCGGUCCCGGCCCCCCACCGAGGCCGAGUUUGUCGACUGUUUCCAGAAAAUCAAGUUGGCCAUCAAUCUGCUGGCCAAGCUGCAGAAGCACAUCCAGAACCCCAGUGCCGCUGAGCUGGUGCACUUCCUCUUCGGGCCGCUGGACCUGAUCGUCAACACCUGCGGAAGCCCGAGCAUCGCACGCUCCGUCUCCAGCCCCCUGCUCUCGCAGGACGCGGUGGCCUUCCUGCGUGGCCACUUAGUCCCCAAGGAGAUGACACUGUGGGAGCUGCUGGGGGAGACGUGGACACGCCCCCGCUCCGAGUGGCCGAGGGAGCCCCAGGUGCCCCUCUACGUGCCCAGGUUCCACAGCGGCUGGCAGCCUCCCCUGGACGUGCUGCAGGAGGCCCCCUGGGAAGUGGAGAGCCUGACUGCCCCCCAGGGGGACCAGCCCAGCCCACCCAUGCGGUCGUCCUUCCGCAACUCCCUGAAGCCCAACCUGACCCAGCCUGCACCCCCGGGAGAGGCCCUCCCCCCGGCCAGCUCCCCGAACACUCACAGGCUCCAUGCCGGACACCAGGAGGCCGUGCCCACCCCCAGCCGAAAGCUCAGCCGGCCGGCGCUGGGCCUGGGGCAGGCGGGGGGCGGUGUCCGCACAGAGCUGAGGGGCCUGGAGGGCCCGCACUUGGCCACGUUCAUCAUGGACAAGAGUGAGGCCAUCGUGUCUGUGGAGGACGCCAUCCGGAAGCUGGUGCAGCUCAGCUCCAAGGAGAAGAUCUGGACGCAGGAGAUGCUGCUGCAGGUCAAUGACCAGUCCCUGCGGCUGCUGGACCAGCUCUGGCCCCUCCCCGCCAGGAUCGUGGAGCACCUGGGGAUCCUCACGGGGCCCCAGCUUUUCUCGCUCAACAAGGACGAGCUGAAGAAGGUGUGCGGGGAGGAGGGCGUCCGCGUGUACAGCCAGCUCACUGUGCAAAAGGCCAUGCUGGAGAAGGCCCCCGGCGGGUCGGAGCUGGAGGAGCUGAUGAGCAAGUUCCAGUGCAAGAACCAGAGGCAGGAAGAAGACGGCUAGCUGCGGCCGCGCACCUGCCCCGCCUGCGACGUUUGCUCGCCCACGCGUGGACUUGGCACCCGGCAGGAGAGAGCGGGUGCGGUGGGGGCCCAAGGCCGGGCCGGCCCCGCUGCGGCCCAGGAGUGCCCAGCCCACACCCGCUGGCCCCUGUAGGCCAGCCUCAGCCAAACCCGAUGCCUGGUGACCAUCACCCUGGCCAGAGCUGCGGCCAGCCCAGCAUAGCCCCCCUCCUCCUGUCCUGCCCCUUCCCCAGCCCGGAAUCCCACCUCGUCACCCCUGUAUUCACCUGCCCCUCCAAGCCCCAGUUGGCUGUGCUGGACUCUGCGCGAGACAGGCCGCUGACCCAGGUCUCCAGAGGGCCCCCACAGAACACCGCUGACUCCAUCACGGGCAGGACUAGGUGUCCGCCCAAGUGCUGGUCUGCCAAGCCCUGGUCUGAGACCAGUCCAGCCCUGUGGUGUGGGGCAGUGGAUGGCUGGGGUUCCUGGCACCCUGGACAGUGCGGCCACGCCCAGAAUGAUGGGCUGGGCUCCGAGGCCAUGGCAUUAAAGGUCCAGUUUCCUGCAGCUGUGUCUGUCCCUGGGGAGGACGUGUUGCCAUGGGCACUGUCAGGCGGGGGCAGGCCUUGGGCCUUCA